This is a messenger RNA of Fulvia fulva, 366 nucleotides long. RefSeq names its product DNA-directed RNA polymerase III subunit RPC10. The transcript has 3 exons. The record is from RefSeq and is a predicted model, not a curated record. Gene Ontology annotation, cellular component: RNA polymerase III complex. Bases 1 to 366 code for a protein of 121 amino acids. Lineage: Eukaryota; Fungi; Ascomycota; Dothideomycetes; Mycosphaerellales; Mycosphaerellaceae. Gene Ontology annotation, biological process: termination of RNA polymerase III transcription; DNA-templated transcription. Gene Ontology annotation, molecular function: DNA-directed RNA polymerase activity; nucleic acid binding; zinc ion binding.
AUGCUCCUCUUCUGCCCCUCCUGCAGCAACAUGCUCAUCAUAACGCAAAUCCCCGCCGCGCACUGCACGCCCGAAGAAGACGAACUGCCAGGCCAAAACCGCUUCGAAUGCCGCACCUGCCCCUACCAAAUGGUCCUCGACCGCCGGUACUACGAGCGCAAGACGAUGAAGCUUAAAGCCGUCGAAGAUAUCCUAGGUGGUGCGGAUAGCUGGAAGAAUGUUGAUCAGACUGAUGCGAAAUGCGCCAAUGAGAACUGCGAUAGCCGCAUGGCGUACUUUCGACAGGUGCAGAUUCGGAGUGCAGAUGAGCCCAUGACGAGUUUCUACAAGUGCGUCAAGUGCACUCGCGAAUGGCGGGAGAAUUGA